AUGCGUUCCCGAUAUGUGUACGGUCUCUUGAGCGCACUUGGCUCAUUGUUGACAUGGCUCUGUAUGCACAUAUUCACCAACUAUGGAAAUCCAUGGGACAUCUUCCCAGACCUAGUUCGACGAUUAUGCAUCGCUGUAUUCGUUAUAACUGUCGUUGACUACAUCUGGACCAUCUUGUGGUGGGUUGCAUACGAGCCUGUCCCUGCACCGACUGAUGAGACUACGUUUCCAAACGUCACUGUUGUCAUACCUGUAUAUAACGAGUCGUACUUCAUCCGUCAUUCGUUACAUUCUAUCCUACAGUCUUCUUAUCCCAAAGAUCGAUUGGAAGUUGUUGUAGUAGACGAUGGCUCUACAGACGACACGUGGAAGCACAUUACCGCUGCCGCAACUGCAUACGCCAAAAUUGCAGUUUCCUAUCGAACUAUUCGACACGAGCGAAAUCUUGGCAAACGAUUCGCGAUACACUCUGGCUUUUCUCUAGCAUCCGGUGAUGUCAUCAUCUCCCUAGAUUCAGACAGCGUAUUGGAACGCAACUCAAUAUCUCGAUUGAUAGCACCGUUAGUGCUUGACAGUCGGGUCGGAGGUGUGGCAGGCCAUCUGAGUGUCCUAAACGUGGGCCAAAAGACCAUUCCCCGAUUGCUCGAUAUACUGUUCGAGACCAGCGGAAACAUUCCUCGAGCAGCACAAUCGCAGGCAUGUGGCGCUGUUACGAUCCUUCCAGGUGCGCUUUCAGCAUAUCGCACAAUCGCAAUCAAACCAUUCCUUGCAAGCCUUCGCGAAACCACCUUUAUGGGUACGCCAAUCAAGCAUGGAGAGGAUAUUGAAAUAACGCUCGGUUUACUGUAUGCUGGUUGGAGAACGGUGUACCAGAGUAAUGCUGUUGUCCACACUAUUGCGCCAGAAGAUGCUACUCGAGCAUUCCUGAUGUACACGCGUUGGGAACGAAGUUCGUACGUGUACUUGCUGUCAAGCUUCUCUAAGAUAACCUGGCCGACCAUUCUCACACAACUUGGUACCCAGCUUCUCAAGGAUUUCAAGGUCAACACUAUAAGCCACUUUUAUGUUGACAUAUACGAGGAGGCGAAGCAUUCUCAACGUACUUCAGAUUCGGACUCUACGUCAAGGACGAGUAUAGGGUGCUUAUUCUUGCUCAUCAAUCUCACCUCAACUGCUGUGGGCAACUGUUUGUUCCCCUUAGCCUUAUACGCUCAGAUAUACAUGGCUAUCUCUCGCCCUGAUGCAAUUCUGAUAGGUUGUCUCAUCACACUACUGCUAUCGGGCUUUCGUUCUCUACUUUUUUUCGCUGAUUGUAGCGAUGAUCGAAGAGGCCAAGGAAAAGCUACAGAAGAAGAAGAGGAGAAAGGAAUAAGGAGAUUGAACAGGACAGAUUCAUCAAAGCAGUACCAAAUGCCGCUUCAGAAAGAUGAUUUCAGGAUGGCCUCUCAGUUCAUAGAAAAAGAUCGGCUUUCGAUAUUUAGUCGAAAAGCGCGACUUCCUUGGCGAUUACAGUAUGGAUGGCUCGCCAUUCUUUUUCACGCGAGUUUUAUUAGCUGGUCAUCUAUAAUUGCAUUGCUAACGAUCAGAAGUCAAAAAUGGCUUACAAGAUAA
This is a messenger RNA of Bipolaris sorokiniana ND90Pr, 1611 nucleotides long. RefSeq names its product glycosyltransferase family 2 protein. Gene Ontology annotation, biological process: extracellular matrix assembly; hyaluronan biosynthetic process. The transcript has a single exon. Lineage: Eukaryota; Fungi; Ascomycota; Dothideomycetes; Pleosporales; Pleosporaceae. Gene Ontology annotation, molecular function: hyaluronan synthase activity. Bases 1 to 1611 code for a protein of 536 amino acids. The record is from RefSeq and is a predicted model, not a curated record.